GCAGAGCAGAGAUGUAGCGUAGCUCGCUGGGACUCCGUGGCCAGCCGUCUGUCACUUUUACCGGGGGAUUAUAUGUUUGACAUUACCGCGGAAUGGGAAAUAUUGGAUUCAAUUGUUUGCACAGUUACACUUCAUGAAUGUGUCGCGUAAUGCGGCCGAAAAGAACUGCCUUUUGGGGGGAAUUUUUAUGUUUCGGGACGGUUUUGUUGGAGUAGCUAGUUGCUAGCGCUGGGCUAGCGACUGAGCUGGCUACUUCGAACCUAUUUUGUAAGGAUGCUACGGUGGAUACGACAACAGCUGGGCUUUGACCCCCCUCAUCAAAGUGACACCAGAACAGUUUAUGUAGCAAAUCGGUUUCCGCAGCAUGGCCACUACAUACCCCAGCGCUUUGCUGACAACAGAAUCAUCUCCUCCAAGUACACAAUUUGGAAUUUCGUCCCAAAGAAUCUGUUCGAGCAGUUCAGAAGGAUAGCAAACUUCUAUUUUCUCAUCAUCUUCCUUGUACAGUUGAUGAUCGACACCCCGACUUCCCCUGUCACCAGCGGCCUGCCUCUUUUCUUUGUGAUUACAGUAACUGCCAUAAAACAGGGCUACGAGGAUUGGCUGAGACACAAGGCAGACAACGAGGUGAAUGGAGCUCCCGUCUUUGUGGUUCGCAGUGGAAGUCUGGUCCAGACAAGAUCCAAGAAUAUCAGGGUUGGAGACAUUGUUCGUGUGGCUAAAGAUGAGACGUUCCCUGCUGACCUGGUGUUGCUGUCGUCUGAUCGGGCAGAAGGCACCUGUCACAUCACCACAGCCAGCCUUGAUGGAGAGACCAACCUUAAGACUCACUACUCUGUGGCGGAGACAUCAGUGUGUCAGUCAGUGUCCCAACUGGAGGCUCUGCAGGCAGUGGUGGAGUGUCAACAACCUGAACCUGACCUGUACAGGUUUGUUGGCCGGAUCACAGUGACCCAACAUGGAGAAGAAAUAGUCAGACCACUGGGUCCUGAGAAUUUGCUGCUUCGAGGAGCCAGGUUGAAAAAUACCAAAGAGAUUUUUGGUGUGGCCGUUUACACAGGGAUGGAGUCCAAGAUGGCCCUUAACUACAAGUGCAAGUCUCAGAAACGAUCUGCAGUGGAAAAGUCCAUGAACACCUUCCUGAUCAUCUACCUGGGCAUCUUGCUUUUUGAGGCCAUCCUCAGCACCAUCCUAAAAUACGCCUGGCAGGCUGAGGAGAAAUGGGAUGAACCUUUCUACAAUCAAAAGACUGAACAGGAGAGAAACAGCAGCCCGAUCCUGAAGUUUAUCUCAGACUUCUUGGCCUUUAUGGUCCUCUAUAACUUCAUCAUCCCCAUCUCGCUCUACGUUACUGUGGAGAUGCAGAAGUUCUUGGGCUCCUUUUUCAUUGGCUGGGAUUUGGACCUAUAUCAUGAGGAGAGCGACCAGAAAGCUCAGGUCAACACCUCUGACCUCAAUGAGGAGCUGGGACAGGUGGAGUACGUGUUUACAGAUAAGACAGGUACGCUGACAGAAAAUGAGAUGCAGUUCCGUGAGUGUUCAGUUAACGGAACCAAGUACCGAGAAGUUAACGGCAAACUGGUACCAGAGGGAAUGACUGACGACUCCCCAGAUGGUUCAACGCCUCAACUGAUGGGCGAGGAGUUGUUAUUUCUGAAAGCGGUGUCCUUGUGUCACACGGUUCAGAUCAGCUACGAUCAGCCAGACUGCCUGGUUGGGGGAGGAGACCCAUUCUCCCAAGUGAACGGUUUUUCUUCGAGUCACAUGGAGUACUACGCCUCUUCCCCAGAUGAGAAGGCUUUAGUAGAGGCAGCAAAGAGGAUUGGAGUGGCCUUCACUUGUAGUAAUGGAGAAACUAUGGAGAUCAAAACAUUUGGCAAGUCAGAGAAAUAUAAACUGCUACAUGUAUUAGAGUUUGAUGCUAACCGCAGGAGGAUGAGUGUCAUACUGCAAACUCCCUCAGGAGGGCAAGUGCUGUUUACUAAAGGAGCAGAGUCUGCCAUCUUGCCUUUCACCACCAGUGGUGAGAUAGAAAAGACGAGACUUCAUGUUGAUGAGUUUGCCUUGAAAGGUUUGCGGACCUUGGUGGUAGCAUGUCGCCACUUCAGACCAGAAGAGUACAUUGAUGUGGACAGGCGUCUGAACGCCGCCCGCACUGCGCUGCAGCAGAGGGAGGAGAGACUGCAGGAGGCCUUCAGCUACAUCGAGAGAGACCUGCAUCUGCUGGGAGCAACGGGGGUGGAGGACAAACUUCAAGACAAGGUUCAGGAGACCAUUGAAGCUCUGCGGCUGGCAGGGAUCAAAGUAUGGGUGCUGACAGGGGACAAACAUGAGACUGCAGUUAGUGUCAGUCUGUCAUGUGGCCACUUCCACAGAACCAUGAACAUCCUGGAGCUUCUGCAACAACGCUCUGAUAACGAGUGUGCCGAGCAGCUCCGCAGACUAGCCCGGAGGAUAAAAGAGGACCACGUAAUACAGCACGGGCUAGUCGUGGAUGGAGCAAGUCUAUCCUUAGCAUUAAGGGAACACGAGAAGCUCUUUAUGGAAGUUUGUAAAAACUGUUCAGCGGUGCUGUGCUGCCGUAUGGCUCCGCUGCAGAAAGCUAAGGUGGUUCGUCUUUUAAAAACCUCUCCUGAAAAACCAAUCACCUUAGCGAUUGGAGAUGGAGCCAAUGAUGUCAGUAUGAUACAGGAAGCUCACGUAGGCAUAGGUAUCAUGGGAAAAGAGGGUCGUCAGGCCGUGAGAAACAGUGACUAUGCAAUUGCCAGGUUUAAGUUCCUGGCUAAACUACUGCUGGUCCACGGCCACUUCUACUACAUUCGAAUAGCUACACUUGUACAGUACUUUUUCUACAAGAAUGUGUGUUUUAUCACGCCCCAGUUUUUAUACCAGUUCUUCUGUUUGUUUUCACAACAAACUCUGUAUGACAGUGUUUAUCUGACACUGUACAACAUCUGUUUCACCUCACUGCCCAUCCUGGUGUACAGCCUGUUUGAGCAGCUGGUCCAUCCACACGUUCUGCAGAGUAAACCUGGCCUGUACAGGGACAUCAGCAAGAACUCUCUGCUGUCCUUCCGUACAUUCCUGUACUGGACUGUGCUGGGUUUCUGUCAUGCCUUUGUCUUCUUCUUUGGGUCCUACAUACUGAUGGGAGAAGACACCACACUUAUGGGCAACGGACAGAUGUUUGGAAACUGGACAUUUGGAACGCUUGUCUUUACAGUCAUGGUCAUCACAGUCACAUUAAAGCUUGCUUUAGAGACUCAUUUCUGGACGUGGAUGAACCAUUUUGUGACCUGGGGUUCAAUCGCCUUCUACUUCAUCUUCUCCCUCUUCUAUGGAGGCAUUAUCUGGCCGUUCCUCCACACCCAGGACAUGUACUUUGUAUUCGUGCAGCUUCUGUCCAGCGGUUCGGCCUGGUUCGCCAUCAUCAUCAUCGUUAUAACUUGCCUCUUUCCUGAUGUGGUGAAGAAGGUCUUCUAUAGACAUCUGCAACCAACCAGUACACAGAAGAGUCAGUCUCUAUCAACCCCCCAGGCGCAGGCCCUCAGCUGUGUGGAGUCCCUGUGCUGCUACCAACAUGGGCAGAGCGGCUGUUCCCGCCUGGCCCGCCUCAUGGAGCAAAUGACCGGGCAGUGCCGGGCCAGCACCAACCACUGCACAGCAUCAAGCCGCAGCAACAGGUCUUGGAGUGACACGGAGAACUUCUACUCCAACGAUCGCAGCAUCCUGACCCUGUCGCCCAUCGAGGCCACCCACUGCUGACUCCCUGGGGCCUCCAAACACAGUGAGGGGGAGCUACCACUCCGCUAUGAGUCAUAAUCACACCACCACACCCCCAGCACCAUUUAUGCACCUACCUACUUCAAUUUAAAGUCACCGCUUUUUCAAGAGGGACAGGAGCACUUGGAGUAUGAAAAACCAAAGGAUUUUUAGUACAACAGAUGAGGAGGAUGACAGAUCUGAAGGGAAUGACACCUGAAUCUGGAGAAAGUCAAUACAGCAUCAAGCAGACAUCUGUGGAAGAUUAUCGACAUCUGAGCAGCAACACAUUUAUCAUACUUCUGCUGCUAACAGGGCAUCUGCAAGUCCUACAACUGUAUCAGAAACAUCCAAUUUAGUUCCAUUUGAAAGUCAAGAACAGAUGUCAGACUUCAAAUAAGCCCAGGUGCAUAGCCUCUAAAGAAGAUAUUUAUUUUUGUUUUUCAGUACAGUUUAAAACUUUUCUUUUCGUGCAAAAGUUAUUUGUAGAAACAGGGUGGAGAUUCCUGACAAUCUGGACUUUUUUCUACAAACAUAAGCUGAUGUCAGGCAUGAGUCCUUCUUGAAAUGCUGCAGACUUAGCACAGUGAGCUAACAGAGCUUGAAAGUACAUGUAGCACCAGGAAAAAGCUUCAUAAAGUCAGACAUGCCUGUUGGCUUACAGCUAAGGCUCAUCAUACUUCCUUGGCCCUGGAUGAACCUUCAUUUCUUAUCCUGGUGGAAAGGGAAAAGUCUUGUAGCUUUCAGAGCCCCCAGUGGCUCUAUAAAUGUCUGGACUUGCUACUUUUGGAGCUUCAGAACCCGCUCAAAACUGUCCGGGGAGAUUCAUCUCUACAGCAGAACCAAAGACCAAAGGAUUCAGACUGGAGUAUAACAGAUAAAGAUAUUUUUGUGCCUGAUUGUACAGAAGCUUAUAUUGUUAAGAAGACAUUUGUUAUUGUCCAUGCUGCUUUCAGGCCUCUCUCUCUCCUCCAUGUGUUCUCUGAAGGAGGCUAGAUUGGUCUCUUUAAAAAGCCAUACAUUUUCCAGAGGUUAUAUUAUCAGUGGGUAACUAAAGGUACCGCAGAUAGAUGCUGUUUGAGCCUGUUGUUUUUGUGUUUGGAAACUUGUUCCCUAUGAAUGCCUUUUCUCUUUCAGCCUGGUUAGCAAAAGCAUCUUAGCAUUAAAGACCUCUGUGCUCGGGGAAUAUUUUAAGGUGAUGGGAUCAAAUAUCCUUGAAGUAAAAACAUCCCUCUCACUUUCCUAAAAAUAUUCCCUCAGUAUCAGAUCAGGUAAUGGUACCUUUUCUUUCUUCAGUGAGAUAAAAAUGGCUUUAAUGGCGAGAUGCUUUUUCCAAACGGUGGCUGAUGCACGUCAACCCAGACAGCAGAAUGUCUCUAUCUUUAGAGGGAUAGCUAUAGCAGAUAAAUAUAUUUCAGCUGAAACAGAGAGGAAACUAAAAGCAGAACAUUUGCACAAGUCACAUAUCACAUCAUUUUUUUGUUGUGUUUUCUUUUUGUUUCCUAAUUCAUUGCUCGUCUUUCCCCAUUGAAAUCAUAUGCCAUGUUUUUGCUGUUUCCAUGUCCUUGCCAUGUGUGUCUGUCCAUUGUAUUGAUGAAGUGUGUGUGCUUUUUGGGGAGUUUGUUUGUGUGUUUCUUGAAGGGUAGCCAUAUUGGUUGAAGGAACUGCACAGUGCAAAGCCUUGUUGCUCACUCUUUAACAAUACCAGUACAACAAUAAUCAUGGUUGGUAACAAUACCAAUCCUAAAGUCGAAGUAUCUCUGUGAUAUUCGGUGUACUAGGGCUGGGUAUCAUUAUCUUUCUUAAAAAUAUCAGCAUAUCAGGCCGUAUUCAAACAGAUCAAAUCAAACACCCCUGUUGAAUCCUUUUUGUGCCCAAAUCUAGACAAUAAUACCAUUUUUGUUGUUUCUUGCAGACAUUUUCUCAAACUUUUCUGAUUUGAUGCAACAUUUGAUUGACACAUUAAGUUUGCUUGAGGUCUUGGCAGAGUGUGCCCUCAUACUGUAAAGCUAGAUACAACCAGAAUAUUGGAAAGUUUGGCAAACACACGUUGAAUCAGAUAAAGAAUGAAAAAGUUGUACCUAACCUCUGCCUGUGUCAGAGCCUGGCUAAUAUAUUAUGCAAAUAAUAUUGUCUGACAUGGAGUAAUUUUAUGAAUAUCACCAUUACCGUCUUUCUGUCCCAGAAGUACUAGAUUUAAAAACUGCUUUACCAUUUACACAGAACAGUGUUGCAGAGCUUAACAGCAGACAUAACUGGUUGACUAUGUUUUUUUUUUUUAAGUCUUCACAAACUAGCGGUGGGCAAUAUGGACCAAUAUUCACAUCUUGAUUCGGAUUAUGUGCGAUUGGCAAGCUUAAUGAUUCAAGUCAGUCAGUUCUUAAUAUUUUAUUCAAACUGGCUUCCUUAUCUGUUUUUUUUUUUUUUUUUUUUUUUUUUUUUUUUUUACAUCUAAAGUCUGUAUUUUUCCCUUACUCUCUAAUUGGUUACUUUAUCACAGUUACUGUUCAGUAAUGAUAUUUUUUGAAUACCCAGACCUACACUUCACCACCGUCUUCUUAAAAAAAUGGCAGAAGGAAACAUUUAAGAGAUUUUUAGGAGAAUUCAGUUGACAGACAAGAGUGUAGGAACCUUCGGUAGACAACCGUUUUAGACUUUGCAUCAUCAACCAUACAACGAUGACGAGUCCAUGCCUCAGAUCACACAGGGAACAUACAGAGUCAUAGGAAGUUUCUGUGUCCAAAGUCAGAGUCAAAUGUGUUUUUGUCGGUCAACUCAUUGAAGAUGUUUUUUACUAAACGGUACAUUGUUGACGCAUAUCUGGGCCUGUUACAUCCUUUCUGUUCAUACAGGGGAAAAUGAAAGUUUCUAUUUAUUACUGUACUUUUUUGUCUGUUUAUGUUGAACAUUUGUUACAUAUCCAUUUAUUUGUUCUGUAAAUGAAUGCAGGACUUAUUUAAGAUAUUUCAGCUGGUUUUGGACACAUAACAAAAUGGGCGAACCUCCAUCCAAACCCCUUUUUGUUUUAUGUGGAAGCUGUCAGCUGCACACUUGAAUUUUACUUACAGUACAUUUAAAGGUUGCUUCCAUUUAGAUCUCUCCAUCCAGAAACCAAACAAAAAAUUUUUUUGUCAGUUUUGAUUUUACUGGGGUCAUAAUUUUGACUGAAAAGUCCACCUGUGUUACCCUGUGAUACAAUCUGAACUAGUAAAAAUAUAUGUUUGUCCUGCUAAUCUUAACAUGGACUAUAAAUAAGGUCAAAGAGCAUGUAGCCUUCAAGGAAAUCUGAUUUGCAUUAUGGGAAUUGUAGGACACAGCGUUUUUUGGAGAUAGACAUAUGUGGGAUUUGAACUUUUGUCUCUUAUGCAUUAAUUUUAACUUUUGUUUUCAACAGAACUCUGUAUUUAAGAGUAUCCCUUUAAUACUUCCUCUAAAAGGUCAGACGAGACGGCUUAAACUCUGGAUCCUACAACUUUUAGAAAAGGUCAACCCUGCCUGGUAAACGAUGCCAUGAAAGAAAUGUAUUAAAAACAGCAAGACCUGAGUCACACCUGUAACAAAACUGGUCAUUUUUUUCUGACUUUGUUCAAAGGGGACAUAUUAAAAAAAAAAAACAUGUUCAGUGCUUUUGCUCUGUGUUCAAAGGCAGGAAAAGGGUAUAAUAUGUAAAAAAAAAAAAAACACUGUUCAGAUAUCAAGCUCUUGUGGCAAGUCUCCAUUUUUGUUACAUAUCACAGCAAAUUUACCCGACAGCGAACUAGAUAAUCCAAUUUUUUGAUUGUAAUGUAAGUCACAGUACUGAACAAUCACCCACCUCUAAGUUUUAUUACGUACCGGCCUCAGCCAGAAGAAAAUGUCCUUGUUUCUGAGCACCGGGACUUCCAGGAUUCAGAGCUGUGACUCUGUGGAGUUUAAAGUGACACCAGAGCAGAUGGUAGACGAGGAAAGUCUAUUCCUCCCUGACCAAAGGCAAAACAGUCAGAGCUGUGCAGGAAUCACCUGAAGUGUUAGAGCCGCUCUGAUGCCCCCUUGUGCUCAGCUACGGAGAGCCAAAGUGUUCAAAAUGAAAAAUAUUGACAAGUACUAAAAUGCAUGCAAAAAAGUGCUUGAAAAUUAGCAAAUGGGGAUGCUUUGGACAAAAGUUUUGAUUGCAGGAUAUAAAUGUAAGGAAAACAGUUAUAAAGGUAAUUUUGAAAUAAGAUUGUCAGUAAAAAGCCUCAUCAUUUUGAACUCCUUGGCUUUUCAUAUUUACACGUUUUUCCUAGAAACAAAAGCAGACAACCAUAAUUGCUGUAAAUGUGGUUAUAAUUGUAUUUUUACACAGACUGUUUACCCUGAUAUCAAUGUUUUUGGUUGUGAUACAUUUCAGAUGUAAUCAGGGCCUUGGUGGUACUACAGUGAUAUCCUAAAUGCUGUUAAUGCAGGAAACAGACGCUUUAAUGUGACAUGAGAAUCGAUGUGAUUGUGCAGAGCAUCGCAGCGCUGACAUCACUGAAGCUUCAUGAAACGAGAGCUCGGAGUUUAGAAAUGAGGCCUCGGGGAUAUUUCUGGAAGCAGGAGAUUACUCAACCACAUAAUCUAAAAAAUUAUCAUUGAAUAUUUGAUCAUGAUCAUCAUCUGUAGUCGAGGCCUGUCAUCUAUCUGGAGCAGCACUGCAGUUUAAUGAGAGAACUUAUUAAAGACAAUGAGAGCUGUCCGACUCUUUGUGCAGGACUUAUUUUAUACCAGCAUCUCCUGCAUCCAGAAACACGGACUGGAUAUAAAUUAAUUCAAACUAUUACAUAAAUAAUUGUUUUAGAAUUGAUGAUAUAAUAAUAUUAAAAAACAAAUCUGCCUUAAUGCCAGUACAUUGCAGAAAAACUAUCACAUGAUGUUCGUGCUGAGGUGCUCUGUGAAUAGCAGCCAGCAGUCUGCAGACUUGAAUCAAAUUAGAGAUUUUCUUUAAUCCAAUCAGCUAAAAGACAAAAAUCUAAAUGAAAAUGUCAGGCGAUCAGUUCUGUGCAGCAGAUUGUCCUGUGACUCAGCAUCAGCCUGUGGGACACAGGGCUGCAGAUCAGAUCGGGGCGCUCCUUUGAAAUAAUUUUUUAUUCUCUUGUCAUCAGUAAAUCAAGCUGCAUCCAACGAUUAAUAACCCACCAUCAUCACUCUUCUGUUGACUGAUAUCUGUUGUCGUCUGUCUGUCCUUCCUUCUGUCUGUAACUCUGUCUUAUAGCUGAUGUUUAUGAAGAUGCGGUUCUAUU
Cheilinus undulatus (humphead wrasse) is the source of this 9002-nucleotide messenger RNA. It is a transcript of the gene atp11b, whose product is annotated as ATPase phospholipid transporting 11B (putative). Lineage: Eukaryota; Metazoa; Chordata; Actinopteri; Labriformes; Labridae. Gene Ontology annotation, cellular component: plasma membrane; recycling endosome; trans-Golgi network. Bases 274 to 3765 code for a protein of 1163 amino acids. The transcript has 30 exons. Gene Ontology annotation, molecular function: ATPase-coupled intramembrane lipid carrier activity; ATP binding; magnesium ion binding. The record is from RefSeq and is a predicted model, not a curated record. Gene Ontology annotation, biological process: phospholipid translocation.